CGCACCCAAUCAAUGCACAGGCCAGGGGAUUAGUUCCCUGACGCUUUCCUAGGUGACGCUUCCGGCAUUCUCUCAUGGAUUCCUCCUCGUUGUGAGCUCAGCCUGCGAAAACGUUGGCGUGACGGUGAAUCCCGUUCGCUAACUUCGAGUCUUUCUCUGCGGCCUUUGUCACUUUCGUUGAAUCGAGCGUGUGUUGUCAUUUUUUUAAUUAUCAAGUCGAACGUGUGACUUCUAAUUUACGUGGAAGUGAAUACGUAGACUCAUCAUGGGAACCGAUGAGGAUAGAGAGAGAUCGAGAACAAAGUCGAAGCACAGGAAAGAAAAGGAAGAGGGACAUUCCGACAGAAAAUCCAAGCACAGGCACCACCGCAGUUCAAAAUCCAAGGAGAAGAGUAGGGCUCGGUCCAAGGAAUAUGAAAAGAAGAAACACAAGAGCCGGAAGCAAAAGUCUUCAUCCUCUGACCGUGGCCACAGGUCGACGUCUUCGGAAUCAUCAUCCUCGGACUCCACGAGUCCUGCUGUUGCUGCUGCGAAUGCUGAGUUGCAGUUACUCCAGAGACUAGAAGAGGAGAGGAGACGAGUGAAAGAGGAACAGAGGCGUAAGAAAGAGCGUAUGAAGGCCAUGGAGACCCCAGAACAGAAGCGUAUCCGAAGACUUCUUAAGAAGGAGGCAAAGGAGCGUAAAAGAAAGGAGCAAAUGGGGUGGGACACUGAUUACCUUCAUUACACUAAUGCAGACAAUCCAUUUGGUGACAACAACCUCCUCCAAUCCUUUGUGUGGGGCAAAAAAUUGGAAAAAGAAGGACUGAGUUUAGACAGUAUAUCACAUGAAGAGUUGGAGAAGCGGAAUCGGCAGAAGAUGGAGGAAAACAAGCAAGAACUGGAAAAGGUGAAGCUGAGACGAAUAGCAAUGGAAGCAGAGAAGGCAGCCAGGGAGGAUGAAGCCUCCCUUGUGCAGCGCCAAAGGGAAGCUGCUCAGUUUAAAGCCUGGGAGCAACAGGAAGAUGAAUUCCACCUGAAUCAGGCCAGACUUCGCUCCAAGAUCCGUAUUCAGGAUGGACGAGCAAAACCCAUUGACCUCUUGGCCAAGUACGUCAGCUCAGAGGAAGACAUGGAUGCUGUUGAAAUGCAUGAGCCCUACAUUUACCUCACAGGCCUUGGCAUCAGUGAUCUAGAGGAUCUGAUUGAAGAUAUCAAGGUAUACAAAGAGCUGGAGAGGGGGAAUAAUCUAGACUUUUGGACAGACAUGACCAUUAUAGUGGUGGAUGAGUUGCUGAAAUUGCAAAAACUGGAAGCUCAGUCGAAGGGGGACCUGUUGGGAGAGAGGAGAGAGGGAAUUCAUCAAGCAGUGAGUGGUGAUGUGGCUAAUGUCUUCAAGGGCAAGACCCCUGCUCAACUGGAGGCUCUCAAGGCCCAAAUUACAGCCAAGGUUCAUGGGAAUGAAGAAGGAGUUGAUGUUGCUUAUUGGGAGUCUCUCCUUUCUCAGCUGAAUGCAUUCAUGGCCCGUGCUCGACUCCGCGAACGUCAUCAGGCCAACUUGAAGAAGAAGCUGGAACUGAUGAAGGCAGAGCAAGGGGUAAAGGAGCACGAGUCAGACAAAGAUGAUGAGACUGCCAGAGGUCCUUUGUUCCCUAUUAAACAAGAGGGUGAAAUUGAUUUAGCCCCAGAUGUGGAUGUAAUCAGCAAGGCAAUAUCUGAGUAUGAGAGUGGUCGCUACAGCCCCAAGCUGCUGCAAAUGGAGGAUCUUGAGCCAGGGACCCUGGUCGUGACUGAAGAAGAUGACGAGAGGAAACUUGCCUUUGACCGUCAGCGAGUCCUGCAUACUGGAGACAAGAUUGUUAACGUGAUGACAGCAGAAGAGCAGGCACUGCAGAGGGAAGCCAGGAAGGGGAUGACAGAUGAUGAAGCUGUCUUCUCAGUUGAAGCUGAUGUGGACAGCCAGGCGUAUCUCUGGUCUGACAAAUAUCGACCUCGAAAGCCUCGUUACUUCAACAGGAAUAGGCCAGGUUUGGAGAUGAAGCAAGGAUUUGAACAAUUAGGUGCUUGGAGGAAGCACAGAGUGAUCAUGUCAGGUGUGGAAACUCUGUACAAAAACUUUGCUAUCCUUGCUGAUGCAAAGGACAAAAUACUGGAGCAUGAGGCAGAGUACAAGGAGAUUUUGCUCGCUGUGCAAGGUGGUCCCAAUGAAAAGCGUCUUGCAUCCCAGUUUAUUGCCCGCUUCUUCAAACACUUCCCGAAUCUGGCUGACCGGGCACUGAACGCACAUCUGGACCUGUGUGAAGAUGAUGAUGUGGCCAUCCGCAAACAGGCCAUCAAGGAUCUACCCAGUUUUUGCAAGGAUCAGCAGGGUUAUGUGAGCAAGAUUGCAGAUGUCCUUGGACAACUCCUUCAGUCAGAGGAGCCAACCGAGCUGGAUGCUGUGCAUAGUUCCCUUGUUGCCCUCCUCCACAUCCAUGCUCCUGAUGCUAUUCGGGGCAUGUUCACUCAGAUUCUGACCGAUGAUGAGGUGGUUCGAGGUCGAGCAUUGAAGUUCUUGAGUGAGAAGUUGAAAAGCCUUGGACCAGACAUCAUGAAUGCAGAAGCAGAGAAAGUCCUCCUUGAAAAAUGCAAGAAGCUCAUCAGUGACUGUACCCCAGAAGAAUUCCUCAUUAUCAUGACCAUCUUGGGGAACACUCGCGUAGCCAAAACAGUCAAAGGCCAGCAGGAGAUUGUGGAUGUGCUGGCAGCUCAGCUUGAAGAUGAGAAGUCAUUGGAGAUGACCGAUGUGGAUACUAUUGACCGCAUUGUCCAGUGCACAAAGCACGCAGUCCCUUUUUUCAACAAGUUUGUGCCAUCAAACAAAUUUCUUGAAUACUUUAUCAAACAGAUGGUUCCUUCAAUCCAAGACAUCCCUGAAGAAAAGAACAAAUAUCGCCUUGAAAUCUUGAAGCUGCUUGCUGAGAUGUCUCCUCAUGCCAAUGAAGUCUCAGUGGAAGACCUGGAAGUAGUGUAUUCAAAAAUGCUAGAAUAUAUGCCUCUACCACCAGAGAACUUCUCAGGUGAUCCAAAUGAAGAGGAGAAAAAUGGCCCCAUUCUUGAUUUCUCUUACAUCGAAUGCCUUCUCUAUACUUUCCACAAACUUGGUGCAAAGCACUCUGAGUUUCUUGAGAAUGACAGUGAGCGCACCAAGGACUUUCGUGCUCGUCUGCAAUACUUGGCACGUCGGCUUCAAUUGUACAUCACGAGACUCCGGGAAUCCCUUCGUGGGAAAUCUGGAAUUGAACUUAAGACAGAAGAGAACAAAGUCAAGUUGAUAGCUCUGAAGACAACAGCUAACAUAAACUCGCUGAUCAAGGAUCUCUUCCAUAUUCCACCUCACUAUAAAGUUGAGGUGAGUCUGUCAUGGGUCCCAUCCAAGAUGCAGAGUCCUAUAGUUGCAGGACGCAAGCAUAAACCUGUUACGUUUGAAGAGAAUGGAUCGGGCGUGUGGACAGAUUCCAGCAAGUGCGUAGGAUGUGGAAAGAUGAUUGCACGCUCCACCAUUAACCUCUUUGAAACCUUCCAAGGCCGACUGAAAGCCGUCUUUGGGUUCACUUUCAAGAAUCUCAAGAAGACAGAGCGGAAGAAGGCUGGCUUGGACUGGACUCUCUGUGAACUCUGUCAGAAGCAGCUGGAAGUGGCUGAGUUGUUAUUCUGGAAGGUUUUCCGCACAAAUAGCGUCGAGGCCGUAGUGUCUCAAGAUGGGGAAAGAGAGAGUGUGAGCUUCAGGCAGCUGGCCUUCACUGAGGAGGAUAUUGCUGAUGGUGAAUCCGAGAGCCAAGCCACCAGUGAGGAUGAACCGGGGACAGCUGGAUCACCAUCAAAGAAGCGAAAGCAGAACGACGGCGGAGUGCGUAUCAUUCGCACGGAUGAGAUGCUGCCGCCGUGUGAGCCAAGAGAAGACCACAUAUACCUCGUGCUCGACAGAGAGAACGAAGGCGAAGCGGGGCGGGGAAGCGGAGAGGAAGUGGAGCGGCUCACGCUGCCAUGCGACGGAGACACCUCCGAGUUCACCAGUCUGGUUCAAUGUAGAUACUGCCAGAGUUUCAUCCUGGAGAGUGAGACGGCGACAUUGGUGGAGCACGAAAAGAUCUGUGCGUCCCGUCGGGCCGGCGGCAGAGAAGACGUGACUCCUCAGGUGGAUCCUGAGGCCUUGCGCUGUAAGUUCUGCCCCAUGAUGGCCCACAACAGGGAUGAGCUGUCGAAGCACUACGUGACCGAACACGGAAGAAAGGACAGCGAUGGGAACGCGACGACGGGGAUUUUCCUCUGUGACUGGUGUUAUGCACCUUUCCAGACCAAGAAGGCUCGAAAGCGUCACAUGACGUCUCAGUGCGUGAAACGGAAGGGUCACGUGGAACAUACGAGCCGUAUCACCCAGGCCAAAUGCAAGUAUUGCGACUUGUACUUCCCGACGGGAAGAAGUCUUUUCAACCACACUUACCGGGCACACAAUCGAUACGAAUGAAUGGUUUUUCUGUGUUGUGGGAUGCAUAUAGAACCCAGUUUAUACCUGAAAGUCAAUAAAUGUUGUAUUAUAUAUGGACCGCC
This is a messenger RNA of Darwinula stevensoni, 4569 nucleotides long. Lineage: Eukaryota; Metazoa; Arthropoda; Ostracoda; Podocopida; Darwinulidae. The record is from the annotation of a GenBank genome assembly.